AUGAGCAGCUCCUGUGUGACACUGGCCGAGGUCCUGUGGGCAAAAGGAAGCCCUUUGGAGGAAGAAGAAAUAUGGGCACUCUUGUACCUGGCCACAGUGCAGCUUCUGGAGGACCUUCACAAAGACCCUGUCAUCUGUGUGAUUUGUCCAUGGUCAGUACUACUGUCUGCUGAAGGAAAUCUGUCCUUCCAAAACAAUGCACCUCAGAUGGAAACCGUCCCUUUCAGUGCACCGGAAUUGCUCCACAGACAAAGUAAAAACCAGCGCAUUGGACUAACAAAGAUGUUGGUGUAUUCCUUAGGAAUGACCGUCUAUUGGUCAGCAGACUACCAGGUUCCUCCAAACCAGUCUCUCCAGCUGAGUGACCAACUACACACACUCUUGCUGACACUAUGUGAAGAUCUGCCACAUAAAAGACUUUCUCCUGAAUCAAUUCUGGAAGUAUGUGAGGCACAUCAGAAGGAAUCUGCUUCCUUCCCAGCAAAUGUCUACAUAAAGAAAAUGGUCCAGUUUGCUGUGGGAAGUGAGGUAGAGCGGGUAGUCACUGAAGACAGCACAGCCUCUCAGCUUAACAGAAGUCAUGUGAUAAGGAAAAGACUGCAUGAGAAAAUAUCAGACACCUCACCACUGUCCUCCCAGAUGAAUUUUCACCAAGACAAAGGGUCCAGAUUAAUGAAUUACAGUCGGUCAACAGAGGAUUACAGACAACUAUCUGUGGACUACAGUGACUCUAAUAGUAUUUCUGAAAGUACCUCUUUGAUACUAUCUAACCGAGGACACAGGAGAGCUGUUUAUUCCCUGGUUGCCAUGCCACCACUCUUUCUUGCUUUAUGCCCACUUUGCCAGGUGAAGCUAUUCAGCAGAUCACAGGCAAAGUCUGGCAGCAUGUUUCUGGCACUUGGGUUCUUGAAACAGAUGAGAAAUGGUGAAGCUACCCCAGAAAUGCAUAUGUUUUCAGGUCCAGAAUUUAUUAUUUUAUCUAGUGAACCACCAGUGACCUUACAGCUACCUGGAUCAAUUGUGACUAAAAAAGGGAAAUCCUAUUUGUCCCAAAGGGAUCUCAAUGUGAUUCUACUCAACGGGCAGUGCCUUGAGGUGCAGUGUGACAUCAAGUCCAAGGCAAGAGAUGUUUUCAACACCGUGGUGGCAUAUGCGAACUUGGUGGAACACUUCUACUUUGGCUUGGCUUACCUGAAAGGUAAAGAAUUCUUCUUUUUGGAUGAGGAGACAAAACUCUAUAAAGUGGCCCCGGAUGGCUGGAAUGACCAACCCAAGAAGAAAACCUCAUUUCUAAGGAUAAAAUUCUUUGUCAAUCACUUUAAUGUUAUCCAGCAUGGCUUGACAAGGCACCAGUUUUACCUGCAGCUUCGUAAAGAUAUUUUGGAGGAGCGAUUAUAUUGCAAUGACGAGACUGCCCUGAAACUUGGCGCUUUGGCUUUACAGGCAGAGCUUGGCAAUUAUGCUUCUGAGAUGCAUGGAAAGAGCUAUUUUCGUGUGGAAGACUACAUUCCAGUAAGCCGAAUAGAGAAAAUGACCCUGGCAUACAUACAGCGAGAGCUUGCUAAAUUACAUCGUAUGAAUCGUUCCCUAUUUGAGGAUGAAGCUGAACUAGAAUUUUUGAAGGUGACUCAGCAGCUUCCUGAAUAUGGAGUGCUAUUCUAUCGUGUGUCCCAAGAGAAGAAAGCAGCAGGAGGGGACAUAAUCCUGGGAAUCUGUGCCAAAGGCAUCAUUGUGUACGAGGUCAAAAAUCACACAAGAAUUGCCAGUUUAAGAUUCCAGUGGCGUGAAACAGAGAGAAUUUCAGCUCAUAGAAAAAAAUUCAUGAUUGAAAGCAGUUUCAGUGGCAAGAAGCACACCUUCAUUACUGAUACAGCAAAGACAUGCAAAUAUCUACUGGACCUCUGCUCUGCCCAGCACAAGUUCAAUGCACAGACGAAUUCCAGGCAACUUCGGCAAACUUCAUCAGAGGAAAGUAAAUUUAUGGAAAUAGACAAAUCAAAUUCUGCAUAUGGAGCUCAACGUGAACACCUUGCCCUGGUUCAGAGACUGUCUCGUUCAGAGAAUGUGCUUUAUGGAGCAAAUCUGGAAAACCUUUCUGCUGGGAUGAUGAGCAAAUCUUGUGAUAACCUCAGCGUGGAAACCAACAACAGGACGAGAGACAAAAGCAAUCUUGGCAGAUCCACAUCAGGGCUAUCCCAGUCAGAAAUGCACAUCAAUCUGAAUGGAAAGCAAAGGAGUUAUGACUACCUCUCUAUCCACUCAACUCAGAACACAAUCAGUGCACCUGGAUCACCAGCCAUCCAAAAGGAAGUUUUGCUGAGUGGUCUAGAAAGAGAAAUCAUUUGUGUCAGCCUAAAACGUGACCCUAAGAAUGGAUUUGGUUUUGUAAUUAUUGGAGGAGAAAAUGUAGGAAAAUUAGACCUCGGUAUUUUUAUUGCUUCAAUUAUCCCUGGGGGACCUGCAGACAGAGCUGGAAAUAUCAAACCAGGAGGACGACUCAUCUCUGUGAAUAAUAUUAGCCUAGAGGGUGUUUCAUUUAAUACCGCAGUUAAAAUCAUACAGAAUUCUCCUGAUGAAGUGGAGCUUAUAAUCUCUCAACCCAAAGACAUGUAUGAAGAAGGAUUAAAUGAAGAAAAGAAUAUAUCAAGAGGAAAUAGCACUAGUGGAUCUGAGAUCUCUUGUGCAGACAGUGGGAGAAAAAAGAUUCAGGACUGUCAUACGGCUCUCCCCAAAGAACAGGACAUAAAUAUAGAUGAACUUGAGGAGGCUCUUUCCUGGAGUUUAGCACCAAAAUUGGGCCCUAAGAUUCCAGUUCCUGCAGCUGAAGGCCUGGUUGUGGAGGAAGCUGAUUCUUCACACUUACCAUCUCCAUCUGAAACCAACUCAAAGAAAAUCUAUACUGUGGAGCUUGUUAAAGAAGACGGGACUUUUGGAAUCAGUGUGACUGGUGGAAUUAACACUAGUGUGCGUCAUGGUGGGAUAUACGUGAAGUCAAUUAUUCCCAGGGGACCAGCAGAUAAGGAAGGACAAAUAAAGACAGGUGAUCGUCUUCUGGAAGUAGAUGGCAUCAGCCUCUGUGGCAUCACCCACAAACAGGCUGUGGAACACCUUAAGAAUUCUGGUCAGGUUGCCAAGCUGGUUCUAGAAAGGGGAAACUACCAAUUGGCAGAACCAUGCCUGACUGCUAAUGACAGAAAGGAGGACCAGUGUGCAGUUGUUUCUGUGGCAACAUCCUUCACAGAUGGUAACAAGGACUACUGCAUUUCGACAGAUGGUGAGCGAUUUGAAGUCAAAUUGACAAAGAAUUCUGGAGGCCUCGGCUUUAGUGUUCUGCAGAUGGAAGGAGAUGCUUUUCAACACCUUGGAGGAGCCAUUGUCAGGAUCAAAAGACUGUUUCCAGGGCAGCCAGCUGAAGAGAAUGGUGAAAUUGAAGUUGGAGACAUCAUUUUGGCUGUGAAUGGGAAACCUAUUCAAGGACUCUUGUAUCAGGAUGUCCUGCAUUUGUUGCGAGGAGCUCCUCCAGAAGUCACACUACUACUUUGCAGACCACCAAAAGGUGUUCUACCAGAAAUAGAGCAGAGUACCCUGACUCCAGCACCAUCUCCAAUCAAGGAGUUUGUGACAGAAAUGCCAGGCAGUACAGAGGUAGGAAAUAGUAUGGAUCAGUCUACCAGUGAUGGAGGUAGCACUUCUCCAGACCUUGAAGACUGCCUGGAUUCUCCUGUAGCAGCAGAUUUCAAUGAGCCUCCUGAAGAAGACAGCUCAACUUAUGAAGAGCAGGAAGCUGAGUUUCAAGAGAAACACAUACAGAAACUUGUGACUCCCAGGAAAAGUUUCUAUACAUAUCUUCGGAAGUUUCACCAAGAAGCUGCCAAUUUGGAAGCUUUCCACUCCCUAGAGGAAGAAGUGAAGCAGAACUGCUACUCACCAUGUGAAUCUGGACAUGCUAAAAGGUAA
Eurypyga helias (sunbittern) is the source of this 3957-nucleotide messenger RNA. It is a transcript of the gene FRMPD2, whose product is annotated as FERM and PDZ domain containing 2. The record is from RefSeq and is a predicted model, not a curated record. Gene Ontology annotation, molecular function: protein binding. NCBI's taxonomy places the organism in Eukaryota, Metazoa, Chordata, Aves, Eurypygiformes, Eurypygidae. Gene Ontology annotation, cellular component: cytoskeleton.